AUGCAUCCCAAGACUCUGUAUCUCGACAUCUCUUCGGAAAGAGACAUUGAGAACUUGGAGCUACACGCUCAGUUUCGGGCCCGGAAACAGGAGCUCGACCGCAGAUAUAUUUUCGAAAGGCUUUGCAGCAACAACCCGAUUCUGUAUUCUCGACCAAACCUUUACGUACAACAAAAACAGUUUCGCCAUUCGGGAUUCGCAAAAGCCUACGAUCCGGCACACGGUGCAAUCCACUCGGAUCUCGGUAGAGGUGACGCAAAAUAUCCGGACAUUCUGCGGACUGCGCUGGUCAAGGACCGAACCGUGCUGUCGCGUAUGUCAAGAAAUGAGAGUCAGAGCCAAGAGCAUGCAGGUCAGGCAAUGCUGUAA
This is a messenger RNA of Aspergillus calidoustus, 369 nucleotides long. The record is from the annotation of a GenBank genome assembly. Lineage: Eukaryota; Fungi; Ascomycota; Eurotiomycetes; Eurotiales; Aspergillaceae.